This is a messenger RNA of Rhea pennata, 4196 nucleotides long. RefSeq names its product solute carrier family 16 member 7 (gene SLC16A7). The transcript has 5 exons. The record is from RefSeq and is a predicted model, not a curated record. Gene Ontology annotation, molecular function: monocarboxylic acid transmembrane transporter activity. The coding region runs from base 231 to 1673 and encodes 480 amino acids. Gene Ontology annotation, biological process: transmembrane transport; monocarboxylic acid transport. Gene Ontology annotation, cellular component: plasma membrane. Lineage: Eukaryota; Metazoa; Chordata; Aves; Rheiformes; Rheidae.
ACCCAUGGGAGCCAUAUGCUGCAUAAGCACAGAAGAAAAAUAUUUUCUCAGUAUGUGUGAGAUGAUACUUCCACGCCAGGAUUUAGGCUGCUGGUAGGACAUAUGCAGCAAGCUCACUGAGUCGUAAGUGCUGAAGCACAGAAGACAGCCAGGGGUUGGAUUCUAAUCUCGGAGCACUGCUAUGAGGACGGAGUAUAUUCGCCUAUUUGGAAAGGAGACAUAGACCGAAAAUGCCACCAGCAGUAACAGCACCACAGUACCCACCUCCAGAUGGAGGCUGGGGAUGGGUUGUGGUCUUUGGGGCUUUUAUCUCCAUCGGAUUUUCCUAUGCAUUCCCCAAAGCCAUCACAGUAUUCUUCAAAGAAAUACAGGAAAUCUUCCACACAUCAUAUAGUGAGAUAGCUUGGAUAUCAUCAAUAAUGUUGGCUGUCAUGUAUGCAGGAGGUCCCAUAAGCAGCAUUUUAGUGAAUAAAUAUGGUAGCCGGCCCGUGAUGAUAGCAGGAGGUAUAUUGUGUUCCUUUGGAAUGAUUGCUUCCUCUUUCUGCAAUAGUGUCCUGGAACUUUAUCUAUGUAUUGGCGUUGUUGGAGGUCUGGGUUUAGCAUUCAACUUGCAGCCUGCUUUGACCAUGAUUGGCAAGUAUUUCUAUAAGAAGCGUCCCAUUGCUAACGGAUUGGCCAUGGCCGGAAGUCCAGUGUUUCUAAGCACGUUGGCGCCUCUCAAUCAAUUCCUCUUUAACGCAUUUGGUUGGAAAGGAAGCUUUCUCAUUCUGGGAGGACUUCUUUUGAACUGCUGUGUGGCAGGGUCGCUGAUGAGACCUGUUGGACCAAAACCAGUUCCGCCUGUAAAAAAAGAUGUUGAGAAAGGCACAGGAGAUUCUGCCUUGCACAAAAACAACAAGGAGUCUUUUUGGAAAACUAUAAAUAAAUACCUAGAUUUGUCCCUCUUCAAACACAGAGGUUUUCUGAUUUAUUUGUCAGGAAAUGUUAUUAUGUUUAUUGGUUUCUUCGCUCCAAUCGUAUUCUUGGCCCCUUAUGCCAAGCACAAGGGAAUUGAUGAAUAUUCUGCAGCUUUUUUGCUCUCUAUCUUAGCCUUUGUAGACAUGUUUGCUAGGCCUUCAAUGGGACUUGUAGCAAACUCCAGAUUUAUCCGGCCAAAGAUCCAGUACUUUUUUAGUUUUGCUGUCUUGUACAAUGGUGUCUGCCAUAUCUUGUGCCCUCUGGCAACAAAUUACACUGGCUUGGUGAUAUAUUCUGUAUUUUUUGGGUUUGCAUUUGGAAUGGUUAGCAGUGUUCUUUUUGAGACGUUGAUGGACCUUGUUGGUGCUGCCAGAUUUUCCAGUGCUGUUGGACUUGUCACUAUAGUGGAAUGUUGCCCAGUUCUCAUAGGUCCUCCUUUAGGAGGCUGGUUAGUGGAUGUUACUGGUGAAUAUCAGUAUAUGUAUUUCGUCUGUGGAGUGAUCGUGAUUGUGGCCAGUAUCUGGUUGUUCAUUGGCAAUGCCAUUAACUACAGGCUUUUGGCAAGAGAAAAGAAGUUGGAAGAUGAGAAGCAGAAAGCACAGAAGAACGCUGACCCAAAAGAAGCCGAACCAUUAACAAAUAAUGAGAAUGAAGAUGCUUCCAGCAGGGCCAACAGAGCUCUAGAAGAUCCUUUAGAAAGAGAAACCAAUAUUUAAUCUGCAGUAUAGCUCAGAAAUCAACAUUUAUGACUUCCAUUAGAAAUAUUUUUUUCAAGACGCAGGCCAGGUUUUAUGGUAACAAUGAUCAGUCACAAUAUUGGAUGGAACAGAUUUUUGCCCUGGCAAGACUCCAAGUUAAAUUACUAUUUGCAGUUUAUUUAUUUCAGUGCUACAAAAUUGAAGUUGCAGAGGUAGUGAUUCCAUGAAAAUGAGCCCGUCUAAACUCUGGACAAUCAGGGUCAGGUAAGCCAGAUCAAAAAGCCUUCCAAUGGCAAACAGUUUUGUUUCAGAAGAACUUCUAAUAGAAAAGCAUCUCUGAGUCUUAUUUGGGAAGACAUUUUAAAUUCAUCUUUAGAGUAUUAGUAAAAUCUAUUGAAAUAAUCUGCCCACACUUUAUUUAGAACUAAUAUUAAAAAAGAAUAUAAGCUCAAGGAUUUGUUGCUAAAGAAACAGAAUAACUGAGUGAAGUGCACUGGAAACAUUUUUCCUUUCUGUAUGCCCACUAGAUUAAAAAUACAUACUAUGUCUGUAUAAAAAUUUACAAUAUGGAUAGAAGGCAAACAAUUGGUGGGCUCUAUAUCUACAAUGCAUUAAAUAGUUGAAUUAAAAUAUAUUCCAGAGGUUACUUGUUUCCUCCAGUGAUAGCUGACUACAUUAUACUUCAACAUACUCGUUUGAACACAACUGUGGUCAGGCCUCACUAAUUGAAAUUAAACUAAAAUCUGCCUGUACAUUGAAGGGUUUUAAACCAAGAUUUACACUGCUAACAAGAGUAGAAUCGGUUUGUUCAGUUCUGUGUUCCUAUAUGGUUGAAGGAACUGCAUUGGUUUCUGAAGCCUUCUUUCUCUAGGGACUUGAUUCAGAAGCCACUGAUGUUAACAGGAUGUUUACCCUUGAUUUAUUAUUCCAAGUUUCCAUGAUCUUUUAACAUAUGAAUUCAUUUUGUUAAUGGCAAAACAAAAUAUAUUUUUCUAGCACAGGCCUGAAUCAUUUUCUUGGCAAUUACUUCAAAUCAGAUGUGUAGGUUUAUUGACAAGAAAUCGAUUAGGUCUUUGACAGUCUAUGGAGAGGAGAUUUAAGGCCUAACUUCAGGUCCUUGCAGACGGGUAACUUCAUACCAGUUCUCACCUGCCUUUCUCAUGUACUUCCUUUUUUGUAUUGCCAAUUUGAGCAAAAAAUGCUGCAAGGCACAUCAACAGUGCCAGUCUGGGAGCCUUGUAUUGACAUAUCAUUUUUGUGCAGAAUAUUUGGUCUUGUGUCUACAAUUUUACACAGACACUCAUUAAAUAUCAAUUAAAAUGUACACUGCUGUUUUUCUUCCUUUAGGCAAAAGAAAAGCCUACAAUUUAACUUUUUUAAAAAAUAUCUAUCAUUGCACUUGAAAGCCAAAGUGAAAGUUUCUGAAAGUAUUAAAAGAAAAUAUUUCUGUUUUAUUUGUAGGUGAGGAUUGCAGAGAUGCAUGCAAAUGCCUCUGAAAUUGUGAAAAUUAAGGGUCUGAUUCAGAAAACAUUUAUGCACUGUUAAUGCAGGAUACAUGCACAUUCAGUUCAGGAAAAUGAAUAUCUGAUUUGAGCCCCUUUUUAAAUCUCAAAACAGUGUAAGUGUAUGGACAGAAAGCUUUGUUAAACACAUUAUGAAGUGCCAAUAUCAAAAGAAAAAAAAUAGAAAUUGUAAAGUAUAGCAGACGUGUGAGUGCUUUUAAGAAAGUCCUAUGCUAAUUGUGUUGUUCAAUAUGAUUAUUUUUAUUUGUUUUUUGUAAAAAUUUGGUAGUGCUUGCCUCUGUUUUGCUGGGUUAUCACCUUAUAUACUCCAAACUUAUGCAGUAAUACUGAAACUUUUCAUUACCUUACGACUAUUUUGGGAAGGAACAUCAUGAAUCUAUUAUCAGCAUGAUUCAGAAAUUAAUAUCUACAUUUCACCUAAUUAUCUUCAGGAACACCAAACAACAUUCAAAAAACUUGUAAUUUUAUAGGAGCAUCGGCAACAAAGUAUGUGCAUUUCAGAAUUUUGGGAGAAAACUUGUGUUUGAGCAGCAAAUUGUGUAAGGGAGAAUGAUUGACUUUGUAGUCCUGGUAAAACUACAGUUCCUCUUCCAGACCUCUGCUUCAGAGAAGAAAUAAAUACACUGCACUUCUUUCCAAGAUGUAGACCCACCAACACCCCAUGAGGUAAAGGCAUAGUCCUCUUUUCCCCUAUAAAAUCUAGUUAUUUCCAGAAUCCACACUCCAUGAAGGCCUUACAUAGAGAGAGAAAGAGGGGAGGAGUUUCACAAGCACUAAACUUUCAUAUAGCCAGGAAUAUCAGUUAUAAAUACUGGAGUGUGAAAAUGAACUAAAACUUUAGUUAAAGAGUAGUCAUCAGGAACAUCACUCUACUUUUGACAGCAAGCGGUAGGAAGGCACAGAUUAUUUGAAAAGACAUGAAUACAGAGGCUGAACCAAAAUGACUGAGACAAAAUUUUAGGUGCUUAUUAUCUCUUUGCAAAAAACAGCUUGAUUAAAAAUACAGGGUAGAAGACAA